Molecule: messenger RNA, 477 nt
Organism: Bufo bufo (common toad)
Lineage: Eukaryota; Metazoa; Chordata; Amphibia; Anura; Bufonidae
Product: putative glycine-rich cell wall structural protein 1
Exons: 5
Coding region: 63-428 (121 amino acids)
Source: RefSeq, a predicted model, not a curated record
CGUAUCUCAGAGUCUACUGCUGCUUGCUCAAGCUUUUAUCCUACACAACCCAAACCACAGCCAUGGAAGCAUCAAACCCCUCCAAGAAGCCUUCUGGCAGCCAACAGAGCUCGACCUCAACUGUAGUAAGCCAAGGAAGCAGCCAAACCCCAACCAGUGGUCAACAGAGCCAGGGAAGUGGACAAGACAGUGGAUACCAAGGGCAAACUGGCAGCAGCUCCCAGUAUGGCAUCGGAAAACAACAAGAUCCAAGCAGUGGCCAGCAGGGUUGUGGAUACCAACAAGGACAGGGUCAGAGCAGUGGCCAGCAGACUGGGGGAAGUCAGGGCAGUGGGCAACAAAGUUGUGGAACACAGCAAGGAGGACAGAGUCAAGGACGUGGACAGGAUUCUUCUUAUAACUUUAGGCAAGGAAAAGAUAAGCAAUAGACCUGUGGUUUGCACUCCAAUAUCUAUGUAUACCUGAUGAUAAAUACUG